This is a messenger RNA of Stereum hirsutum FP-91666 SS1, 950 nucleotides long. RefSeq lists its product as uncharacterized. NCBI's taxonomy places the organism in Eukaryota, Fungi, Basidiomycota, Agaricomycetes, Russulales, Stereaceae. The transcript has 5 exons. The record is from RefSeq and is a predicted model, not a curated record. The coding region runs from base 16 to 915 and encodes 299 amino acids.
UUUUCUUCAUCAACCAUGGAUACAGAUCCUCUCCAAGAUACUGUCCCUCCACGCUAUGCUAUUGAAUCAGAUGAGGAAGAGGACGAAUUCAACCCCCUCUCGCAUGGCAAAGUUGUUCGCGAACCUCUCACCAUAAACAUCAAGGGAGUUGGACCCUUCGAAGGGGUAGGAAACGACCUGAUUAUUGCAUUUGGAGAUGCUGGAAGAUCUUGGGCUCAAGGCGCGAGUUUAGAACAGCAGAGAGGUGGCGUGUUCGUCAACGAAAUCCAAGUUGGCCUGGUGUUCACUCCAUCGUGGACGAAAUCUAUAAUCAUCAUAUCUGAACUGACGACUGCACUCCCCAUCUGGGCCAUGAACCCAUACGCACAGAGUGUCCUCGAUUUUUUCAAACCCGCAAGACUUGCCCUUCUUGACACGUACCCUGUUCCCGUAUACAUCACCCCACAGCCUCUUCUCUUCCACGAGGCCCCUGUACGGUACUUAUCCACAGUGGGCGGUAAACCACCCGCUUCAAAUUAUCAUCCCUUCUCCCCACCAAAUCUCAUCCAAUCUACAUCCGCCGCUUUCCUUUCCAUAAUUUAUGUUUCCCUCGCAUCCCUCGCCACCCCAUCUGCUGUUGAACCCCCAAUCAAAGCAACGCUUCUUCUGCUGCCUUCUCCUCACAUCCCGCAGGCUAGGUCCUCUGAACUCUCCCGAUCUUCAGCUGGCUCGGUGUCGCUGGAAGAAUAUGCUAAUGACGGGCUCGACGGCUGGUCAAGGGAUAUGAUGCAAGGUGUGGAUGCUUGUCUGCUUGGAGUAGAAGGCACGAAAGUGGGGAGGGCAUGGAAGGCGGAAGGGAAAGGGAGUGCGUCUGCUAUUGCUAAUGGAGGUAGAGGGAGGAGAGGGGAUGUGGGCGAUGGUGGAAUGUAUAUCUAGCCCGGGUGCAUAAAAAUGAGUUCCGUGUACAAUCA